Clupea harengus (Atlantic herring) is the source of this 1897-nucleotide messenger RNA. It is a transcript of the gene rab14l, whose product is annotated as RAB14, member RAS oncogene family, like. Lineage: Eukaryota; Metazoa; Chordata; Actinopteri; Clupeiformes; Clupeidae. Gene Ontology annotation, cellular component: trans-Golgi network; phagocytic vesicle; recycling endosome. Gene Ontology annotation, molecular function: GTP binding; GTPase activity. Gene Ontology annotation, biological process: Golgi to endosome transport; defense response to bacterium; phagosome maturation. The record is from RefSeq and is a predicted model, not a curated record.
CGGUGUUGCUGACACUUUGUUGGCAACUAACGUUAGUAAGCUAUAAAAUAUUUCUUCAGUAGCCCUGCUGGCUAGUUAGUUAGCUAAAUAUUGUACGCUUAUAGCUUACGUUAGCCAGAUAUUUCAUUUCACUAGAUUGGAUAUUCAGUAAGACUCUCUUGCUGACAUAGAUUACGUAGCUAUCUGUUUUAACACUGUGUAUGUUAUAUAUGCAAGAGGCUGUCCUUAGCAUCUGGAAGCUCAAAUAAAAUUGUGGAGAUCUGAGAGACUGGUGUUAAAGCGCAUAUGACAUAGCUAUCUAACUACUUAGCUAAGACACCAACUGCAGGGAGUCCUAGUUUGACAUUAUCAUGCACGUUACUUAUCGAGUUAACACUAGUCAACAUUAGGCCACAUUGAUGGUUUGAUGCCUAGUUGUAGCAGUGUUUAAGGCAAGAGUUCGCCUUAUUGUGUUAUAUUGUGGUUUCCAAGCUAUCAGUUUUAGUUUGCGCUAACAAUUUAGCUUGUUUGCUAACAUAAUGGCAAGGUAACGUACAUUCUAAUGGAGGUGGCAUGUUAUCCUGUUUUUAAUUUCUCUUAACAGUUUGCUGUUACCAGCAAAUUACAAAAAUGUGUUACUUUAUAUUAUGCCUAGUUAACAUUCGCGGUAGGAUUACGGGAACAAGCGGAAAUGUUGUCGUAACAGGAUGACAACACUGACCAAUGAUACUGAACCGCUUUAGGCCAGAGGCUGGGGAGGCUAUCCAUUCUAUUUUGCUAACUAACGUUAGCAAGCUACCAUAAGCAUCGAUGCAGUCUGUACAGUACUAACACUACUUUGUUUUAACACAAUCCUAAAUCCGUCACUGGUUCACGACCAACAUUUCACAGCUAUCAGGUUGAUAGCUAGCUAUGAUAAGUGCCAUUUUAUCGUUGUUGUAAAGUAAUAGUACCACAAGGAUAGCGAGCUAGCUUCGCUCGCUUACUACGUAAACAAGCACUUUGGCAGGUUGGCUACAUGGAAACCUAGCUUCUUGUUUAUGGAUGCUAAACUGUUAUCAUACAAGCUCAUAUUGUUGACAGUGAACCUACAGCUCUAUUCCCUCGUUAACGUUUCGACGAAAAGAAGAAAGAGCCAAAAUGGCCACCGCACCAUACAACUAUUCCUACAUUUUCAAAUACAUCAUCAUUGGGGACAUGGGGGUAGGAAAGUCAUGUUUGCUUCACCAGUUCACAGAAAAGAAAUUCAUGGCGGACUGCCCCCACACGAUCGGCGUGGAGUUUGGCACGAGGAUAAUCGAGGUGAGCGGCCAGAAGAUCAAGCUGCAGAUCUGGGACACGGCGGGCCAGGAGCGCUUCAGGGCCGUCACACGCAGCUAUUACAGGGGGGCCGCUGGAGCACUCAUGGUCUACGACAUCACCAGGAGAAGCACAUACAACCACCUCAGCAGCUGGCUUACUGAUGCCAGGAACCUCACCAAUCCCAAUACAGUGAUCAUCCUCAUAGGCAACAAAGCAGACUUGGAGGCCCAGAGGGACGUCACGUACGAGGAGGCCAAGCAGUUUGCGGAGGAGAACGGUCUGCUGUUUCUGGAGGCCAGUGCUAAAACGGGUGAGAAUGUGGAGGACGCCUUCCUGGAGGCGGCCAAGAAGAUCUACCAGAACAUUCAGGACGGCAGCCUGGACCUGAACGCGGCUGAGUCGGGUGUGCAGCACAAGCCCUCGGCGCCGCAGGGCGGUCGGCUAACCAGUGAGCCACAGCCCCAGAGGGAAGGGUGUGGCUGCUAAUGACCAAUCACCCACCUACCUUCCCCAACCACCUACUCCACCCCACAAACCAACAAACCAACCACCUCUCCUUGACACAUACCCCAGACACACACACACACACACACACACACACACACACACACACACA